This is a messenger RNA of Diorhabda sublineata, 506 nucleotides long. RefSeq names its product kappaPI-actitoxin-Avd3c-like. Bases 184 to 444 code for a protein of 86 amino acids. The transcript is spliced from 3 exons. The record is from RefSeq and is a predicted model, not a curated record. Gene Ontology annotation, molecular function: serine-type endopeptidase inhibitor activity. NCBI's taxonomy places the organism in Eukaryota, Metazoa, Arthropoda, Insecta, Coleoptera, Chrysomelidae.
AUAUCUAUAGAACCGAGUGAUUCCCUUUAUACCUCCGAAGCAUUUUUGUAUAUAUAUAUAUAUAUAUAUAUAUAUAUAUAUAUAUAUAUAUAUAUAUAUAUAUAUAUAUCGGAUGAAACUUAAUUUGUUCCAACAGAUUUAUACAGUAAUCGUUGUGUUUUCGUCGAGAAUAUCCUGUGCAAAAUGUUUGUCAAAUUUAUAGUUUUUGUGAUAUUGUUCAUAGUCACUAUACAAUCCGUCAUUUGUAAACCUUAUAUAAAAGACAAUUUGCCCAUUAUGUGUCACCUUCCUGAAGACAAAGGACGUUGUAGGGCGUUAAUCCCAAGAUGGCGUUACGAUCCCGAUUCGAAACAGUGCAAACUAUUCAACUACGGUGGAUGUGCUGGAAAUGUUAACAAUUUUGUAUCUAAAGAAGUCUGCAUAGAAAAAUGCAAAGGUACCUAAAGUUACUAGUUUUGUAAUACCUACUUAAAACCAAAGUGAUAACUUACAUGAUUUGAUGUACA